Messenger RNA from Macaca mulatta (Rhesus monkey), 659 nucleotides. RefSeq names its product dermcidin (gene DCD). Gene Ontology annotation, cellular component: extracellular region. Gene Ontology annotation, molecular function: peptidase activity. The record is from RefSeq and is a predicted model, not a curated record. NCBI's taxonomy places the organism in Eukaryota, Metazoa, Chordata, Mammalia, Primates, Cercopithecidae. Gene Ontology annotation, biological process: killing of cells of another organism.
UGCGAUCAGAGAUGGGAGUCCCGGGACAAGCAAGAUGGGAAGGGGAGAGGCAGGCAAAGGAUGCAAGUCAGGACAGUGCCAACUCCAGAGCUGCUGUCCAGGACCUACCUGCAGGGAAGGCGGGCACUAGCAAGCCCCAGCCAGCCCUUGUUGACUUAACAGGUGGCUCUGAGGUGGGAGAAGAGGAGGAGGAGAACACACCACUGGAAGACUGGCUCCCAUUGGUCCCUGUCAUGCUUAAAAGAGGCCCAGAGAGGCAGUCUCGACACCUUAGAUCCCAAGAUCUCCAAGGAUUUGGUGGCAUACCCGCUCUAGCACACAGAAGCAUGAGGUUCAUGAGUCUCCUCUUCCUGGCAGCUCUGGCAGGAGCCCUGGUCUGUGCCUAUGACCCAGAGGCUGCCUCUGCCCCAGGAUCGGGGAACCCUUCCCAUGAGGCAUCAGCAGCUCGAAAGGAAAAUGCAGGUGAAGACCCAGGGUUAGCCAGACAGGCACCAAAGCCAAGGAAGCAGAGAGCCAGCCUUCUGGAAAAAGGCCUAGAGGGAGCAAAAAACACUCUGGGGGGACUCGGAAACCUAGGAAAAGAUGCAGUUGAAGAUCUAGAAAGUGUGGGUAAAGGAGCCGUCCAUGACGUUAAAGACGUCCUUGACUCAGUACUAUAG